AUGUAUGGUAUUCGCCCGAAACCAAGAAAAGAAAGUCUACUUCACAGAAGAAUACAUUUAUGUAACAUACAUUUAACUGUUGGUAUUAUUAUUGGUGUUGUUCUUGCAUUAGUUACAAUUGGACUUCAAUGUGUUGCUUUUUUUACACCACAUUGGAAAGAAGUUUCUCCCAAUACUCAUUCAUUAUAUGUCGAUGGUGUUGAUGCUCUUAUUCGUACUGAUAUUUUAAUAUAUUUCAAUUCUGUUCAUCGUUUUACUCGUCAUUCUUAUGGUUUAUUUCAACGAUGUGAAUAUCUUUUAAAUAAUGCAUCAAAAUUUAUUAAUGAACCCAAUGAAAUUUUCCAUAUGAGUUUAAAUAAAUACCAUAAAACAUGUACAAAAAAUUUUUUACCAUCCUAUGAAGAUCAAAAUUUUAAUGAAUGUCAUAGUUUACAAUAUUAUCGAUUUUGUUCAAAAAAAGGUGAAAAAAAUUUUGAUAUUGGUAAUGAUUAUCUUCGUGCAACAUUUGAUAUCUCAUUAACUUCGCGUUUAAAUAUUGUAUCAGCAUCUUCAUGUGAUUGUCAUUAUCCACUAUAUAUUAAAGCAUGUCAUGUACUUGGAAUAAUUGCAUUGAUUAAUUUAUCUUUAACUGCUUUUCUUUACAGUUUAUUUCCAUUUCUUAAGACACGUUAUCAACGUUUACAAGUAAAAUGUUUUGGUGUAUUAUCAUCAUUAUUUUCUAUGAUAUUUAUUUUAACUAAUUUAUUAGUUGUAUUAAGUUAUUUACAAUAUGAAUCAACUGAAUAUUUAUUUGCUAUUGAAAGACAUUAUAAAUCAAGUCAAAUUUAUAAAUUAUCAGAAGAUACAAAAGUAGCUAUUAAUCGAUUUCUAUCAAGUAUUAACAUUGAAAUUGGUUAUUCAACUAUAAUUGCUUGGAUUGCUUUUAUUUUAUCAAUUGUUGAUGGAAUAUUAUUAAUGACGACAUGUAAAAUAACACGUGAUGAUGAAAAUAUAGAAGCUCUUUUUAGUGGUAUUUCUACGGAGUCACCACGGCAAAUUUCUACGAUUGAUAAUGAAGAACAUAAAAUAUCCACAACUCCACUUACAUCAUCACAAAAUACAACUAUUUCUCAACAUCCUCCUGAUUCUCCUUUUCUUCAACGUCGUUCUAUUUCUUCUUCAACUCAAUUGUCACCAACGACUGUAAUUGCUAGUACUAAUGAACAAUCGAAAGUACACUCAUCUUCUCCGUCUUCAUGUCUAAAACAAUAUCAUGCAACACGAAUCCACUUUGAAGACGAAGUGUGA
This is a messenger RNA of Rotaria sordida, 1287 nucleotides long. The record is from the annotation of a GenBank genome assembly. NCBI's taxonomy places the organism in Eukaryota, Metazoa, Rotifera, Eurotatoria, Philodinida, Philodinidae.